This is a messenger RNA of Arabidopsis thaliana (thale cress), 2587 nucleotides long. RefSeq names its product purine permease 10 (gene PUP10). Gene Ontology annotation, cellular component: membrane. The transcript is spliced from 2 exons. The record is from RefSeq and is marked reviewed. NCBI's taxonomy places the organism in Eukaryota, Viridiplantae, Streptophyta, Magnoliopsida, Brassicales, Brassicaceae. Gene Ontology annotation, biological process: transmembrane transport; purine nucleobase transmembrane transport; purine nucleoside transmembrane transport. Gene Ontology annotation, molecular function: purine nucleoside transmembrane transporter activity; purine nucleobase transmembrane transporter activity. The coding region runs from base 649 to 1821 and encodes 390 amino acids.
ACCAUUUUAUAUAGCGACUUCCUCUGCCGUCCAGUAUUAAGUUGUUGCGAAUGUCUUCUCUUGAAAAGAUAGGCGAGACAUAAUCUUUAGCUAACGUCAGCAUCAUCUUGAUGGCAAAAACUUCAUGACUAGCCAUGGAAACCGAAGUGUGUACCCAAUCCAAAUAAAUUUAAAAAGACAAAUAACUUUUAGAAAUGUCGUCCUCAUCAAGAUCACAGAAUACUACAACUUGUGUACACGUUCAUACAUAUGCGUAUGCGUGUUAAGUUUCUAUUUGUCUAUGCGUAUGGGGUUCAUGUCCUCCACAUAGUUGCAGAAGAAAGUCUGAAUGAAUAUUGCCUACACAUAAUUUCCUCCUAGACUUAACUCAUCUCUUGGUCAACAAUAGAGGCAUCUUUGCAUGUAGAAAGACUACAGAUACUAAAUUCAUGGAAAGAGAAGAGAUAUGGUUGGCAUUUACUGAAUGUGGGGCCAAGAACAAAGAAAACUUAGACGGUGACCGAUUCCUAAUCCCAGAAUAUAUAACUUAGCAUAUCUCACCCAUAUCAAAGGAGCAAUCACUUGGUAGCAUUAUCAACCAAGAGAAUUGAUAAUAAGAUACGUUAGUUCCUCCUUGUCCAUCUCCAAGGUGGUGAUUCCACAUCCACCAUGACGGCGGAUCAAGAACUACAAAUCAUUGUUCGGCAGGGAAAAGAACCAAAUCCAACAGUUCAAGAUGAAAGAAAUUCAGUCAGUAGCAGCCAAGCAGAAGUAUCUCACUCUAACACAUACAAACGGUGGCUCAGGGUGACUUUAUAUACAUUCUUUGUCAUUUCAGGCCAAACAGUUGCUACAAUUUUGGGCAGAGUAUACUAUGACAACGGAGGAAACAGUAAAUGGCUAGCAACGGUAGUUCAACUUGUUGGCUUUCCUGUGCUACUUCCAUAUUAUAUCUUGUCAUUUAAAACACAUGCAACAACUGAUAGAGAUGGAAAAAGAACCUCACCUAGGAACCGUGUAUUGGUUUACGUAGUGCUUGGACUUCUUGUAGGAGCAGAUUGCUAUCUGUACUCCAUUGGACUUCUUUACUUACCCGUUUCUACCUAUUCCCUGAUCUGUGCAUCUCAGUUAGCCUUCAAUGCUUUCUUCUCUUAUUUUCUUAACUCACAAAAACUUACCCCUAUCAUUUUAAAUUCUCUUUUCCUCCUAACUAUAUCUUCCACCCUACUUGCAUUCAAUAAUGAGGAGACAGACUCCACAAAAGUUACAAAAGGAGAGUAUGUCAAAGGUUUCAUAUGCACCGUUGCUGCGUCUGCUGGUUAUGGUCUAGUCUUAUCCCUACAACAGCUAGCCUUUCUAAAAGUCCUAAAGAAGCAAAAUUUCUCAGAAGUUAUGGAUAUGAUAAUCUACGUGAGUCUAGUGGCCAGUUGUGUUAGCGUGGUGGGGCUUUUUGCUAGCAGUGAGUGGAAAACUUUGAGCAGUGAAAUGGAUAACUACAAACAUGGGAAGGUAUCCUACAUUAUGAACCUAGUGUGGACAGCUGUUACCUGGCAGGUAUUCUCCAUCGGUGGCACAGGACUGAUCUUCGAGCUCUCCUCUCUAUUCUCAAAUGCAAUAAGCGUUUUGGGACUCCCAGUGGUUCCUAUCUUGGCUGUAAUCAUUUUCCAUGACAAAAUGAAUGGGUUAAAGGUGAUUUCUAUGAUCCUAGCUAUUUGGGGUUUCACUUCCUAUGUCUACCAACAAUAUCUUGAUGACAAAAACUUGAAGAAAAAUCAUGAAAUCACAACAACAGAAUCCCCUGACCCACCAGAAGCAGAAGAGUCAACUUGGCAAUCAAAAUAAGCUGAUAUUUUGAAAGAUGCUGUCCCGCAGUUUACAGACUCAAUCAAUCUAGUUAAGUAAACUUACUUUACUUAUCGGCCUGGAGGCAUCCUACAUUGAAGAAUACACAAUACAUUUUUGAUGCAACUAAUGUAAAGUCUCAGCUUGAAAUUUUUUGCAUCAUUGUAACAGGAAGUAGAUUUCAUUUAAAUAAGUAGUGAAUGACUUUGGUUUAGUUUCAAUUACGAUUACCCAAAUUACAUUGUAAUCUCAGUGAACCAACAAUCUUAAGUUUAGAACAGCUGAUUACAAAAGUUCAUCGUUUAAACUUGGGUUCAUAGCAGCUAAAGAUUAAAUGUAACUCAACCCUGUAUGUAACAAGAACCUGUAGGCAGAUUGAUAAAAGUAGAUAUUUAUUUAAUAAAAAACCAUGUCAAUUUUGUGAGUGUGACACCUGAUAAAAAUUAACCCUUAGCCAUAACUUAAAAAGAUUUCAAUGCACUAUUCCACUUUCUAGUUUUACCUGAAACAUUGUGAAACAAGGACACACAGAAAAUCAUUUCUAAUGAAGAAAGAAGAAAUAUUAAUCAGACAGGUCCAAACAUCCUUGGUGAAACAGAGCUUUGUACAAAAAGUAAAUGACCAGAAAUAAUACCAUUUGGCAGUCUCCAUCUUAGCAGUUAAUAAAGUGACUUCCUCUGCCAUCCAAUAUUGUGGUGCAAAUGUCUUCUUUUGAAAAGAGAAGCGAGACAUCAUCUCCAUAAAUGUGUUUCUAAUCCACAUGCCU